AUGGUGCUCGUCAUGUCGCUGUGGGACGACCACUACUCCAACAUGCUGUGGCUCGACUCCACCUACCCGACCGACGCCAGCCCUGAUGAGCCCGGCAAAGGCCGCGGUACUUGCGAGACGUCCUCGGGCGUGCCGAGCGACAUCGAGGCCAGCCAGGCCAGCAACCAGGUCAUCUACUCGAACAUCAAGUUUGGCCCCAUUGGCUCGACCUUUAAGCAGCCGUAA
This is a messenger RNA of Chaetomium globosum CBS 148.51, 225 nucleotides long. RefSeq lists its product as uncharacterized. NCBI's taxonomy places the organism in Eukaryota, Fungi, Ascomycota, Sordariomycetes, Sordariales, Chaetomiaceae. Gene Ontology annotation, biological process: carbohydrate metabolic process. The record is from RefSeq and is a predicted model, not a curated record. The transcript is spliced from 2 exons. Gene Ontology annotation, molecular function: hydrolase activity, hydrolyzing O-glycosyl compounds. Bases 1 to 225 code for a protein of 74 amino acids.